UCUGUCGUUAAAUUAUCUGUAAAUUGUGCUUACUUUGGCUUGCUCACUCAACGCAACAAAUAAUGGAUGACUUGUGUUGUUAUUUGCAAGAAAUAUGAUUGCAUGUAUGCGAAUACAAAUCAUAAAUUAUUGAUAGAACAAAACUCAUUAAGGAAGAAAAAAGUAAAGGAUAAAAUAUUUUGUUAUUUAAUUUGUAAAAAUCACGAAGACGUAAUAUUGUUUUGGAUCUCGAAUUGAAGUGACAGUGUGGUACACUUUGUAACACCAUAGGUUGUAUGUACUGCUUUUAUAGGAAAGUGAUAAAACUGACAAAUGUGUGUUUACAUCAAAAUAAAUAUUAAAUGAUUUUAAGACAAUAUUGUAUAUAUUUCCUCCACUACAAUGAGGGGAGAUAAUUUGCUUGACAUAGAACUUAUGAAAUUAUGUAAACCAGACAGGAGAUGUAUUUGAUAACUGCCAGUUUUGAGUUCGACACUGUUGCUAUUCUAGUGCCUGAAUAAUACAUAGCCUUGUUUUGUGCCUAAUGCACUAAUACAUUUUUCAUCAUGGUGCAUAUACCAAGCACAUAUACUUACGAUUUUUGGGCAAAAACACCAACAGAAGUCGUAGAGUUAACAUGUUUGAUGCCCAACGGUGUGGUAGUCCCACUUGAUACAAAUCGUAAUGCUACAUUGGCUGAAAUUAAAGAAGAUCUUUGGGACGAGGCAAGCAAAUAUCCUCUUCAUGGAAUAUUGAAAGAUGCGCAAUCAUAUGUAUUUUCAUACAUCAACUCAAAUGCAGAGGCAGAAGAACUACGAGAUGAAACAAGACGUCUUUGUGAUAUAAAACCAUUUUGUUCUGUACUAAAAGUUAUUGAACGAGAAGGUAUAAAAAAUGAUAGGAAUUUAGAUGCCCAAAUAGGUCAUAUAAUUGGAAAAGGAUUACAUGAAUUUGCUGCCUUAAAAAAUUCUGAAGUCAAUGACUUCAGAUGGAAAAUGCGAGUAUUGGGUGAUGAAGUAGCUGUUGCUAGACAAAAAAAAUCAUGGGUGGAGAAAGUACAAUAUCAGUAUCCAUUAAGGUUAGCUCCAAGUUCUGCGAUACCUAAAAAUAUUGAAUGUCGGCUAAAGGAUGGAAAUCUUGUUCUUGUUACCAAAUUCAGGAAUACAGAGACAUCUUUUACAUUUCAAAUCUCGCAUUCUACUACACCAUAUGAGCUAUUGGUACUUAUUUUAAAUAAGAGGGCAAAUACGAUGAUGUUACGAGGUGAACAUCCAAAUGAUUUCAUACUUAAAGUAUGUGGUCAAGAAGAAUAUUUGAUUGGAGAAUAUCCUCUUAUACAGUUUAAUUAUAUCCAAGAUUGUUUAGCAAGAGACAUUACACCAACGCUUAUUACUCUCAAUGUAGAUAGUGUAUCUUUAGAUCAGGAUAAUGGUCCUGAGAAUCCAGAUGUAGAUGCACUACAGCGCACAAGACCUUCUUUUUCUACGCUUACACUUCGUAAAAAAGGCAAACAUGUUUCUGCUUGGAAGAUAGAUGAUCCAUUUGUGUUCACUGUAAAUGGUAUUUCUCGACUCAACUGUGAUGCUGCCCAUAGGACAGUAGAGAUUGGGUUGCAAGCUGGCCUUUUCCAUGGCGGGAAGUCAUUGUGUGAGAGUCAGAAAACCAAAGAAACUAUAGUAAGCUCGGAUGGCAGUUGUGAAUGGGAAGAAACUCUUAGAUUUGAUAUAAAAGUUAAGGAUAUACCUCGAAUGGCACGUUUAUGUUUUGUCUUGUAUGAAAUUAGUAAAACUUCAAAAGGCCUAAAGAGUAGAAGACUGGUUAAAGAUUCUAAGCAGGAAUUCUUUAUAAAUCCUUUGUGUUGGGCAAACACAACUAUAUAUGACUUUAAGUCUCAAUUAAAGACUGGAGCAAUGACAUUAUAUACAUGGACAUAUGCAGAGGAUAUGCAGAAUGAUGAUUUACUUCAUCCUUUAGGGACAGUAGUAUCAAAUCCACAUAUUGAUAGAGCAGCAGCACUUAUGCUGACAUUUCCUAACUAUGGAAAAGAUAAAUCUGUACUCUAUCCUACUCCAGAAAAAAUGGUAGAAUAUGCAAGAAAACUACGUGAAUCUGCUAAUGAAAGAAUAAUGCAAGAAGAACCAAAUCAAGACAAUGACAUUAAUAAAUUUCAACAAUUAGAACAAUUAAGAUCUUUAGCAGAUAGAGAUCCACUCCAUGAACUUCAUGAACAGGAGAAGAAAACUAUGUGGGCAUUGAGGCAUCAUUGUCUUCAUGAAAUUCCAACAGUUUUGGCCAAACUAUUGCAAUGUGUAGAAUGGAAUGAUCACAAAGAAGUAGCAGAAGCUACAGCAUUAGUACAACAAUGGCCAACAUUGCCAGUAGAAAAAGCAUUAGAAUUAUUAGAUUAUGCCUAUGCUGAUCAAAAUGUUAGAAGUUUUGCUGUACGUUGUCUUUUAGAUGUUAGUGAUGAGGAUUUGAGUUUGUACCUUUUACAAUUGGCUCAAGCAUUGAAACAUGAAAAUUAUUUAUCAUGUGAUUUAACUGAAUUUCUAUUAGGACGUGCUCUUAAUAACCAGAGGAUAGGACAUUAUUUGUUUUGGCAUCUUCGGUCAGAAAUGCAAGUUGGUUCUGUUUCUGUUCGUUUUGGUCUUAUACUUGAAGCUUAUUGUAGAGGUAGUCAACAACAUAUGCGAGCACUUUUUAAACAAAUGGAGUGCUUGGAUAAGUUAAGAUGUGCUUCAGAACAAGUUAAGCAGAAAAAAGAUCGUAAAGCAGCACUUCAAACCUUCCAAGAUUUUAUUCAAGAACCGCAUUGUCAAGAAGCAUUAUCUAAUGUUCUUAAUCCAUUAGAUCCAAGCUUUAGGUGGAAACAUCUAAAAAUUGAAAAGUGUAGGGUUAUGGAUAGUAAAAUGCGACCAUUGUGGCUUGUCUUUGAAAAUGCGGAUCCAUUUGGUGAAGAUAUCUAUUUAAUACUUAAACAUGGAGAUGAUUUGAGACAAGAUAUGCUUACACUUCAGAUGUUAAGGAUCAUGGACAAGUUGUGGAAAAGAGAAGGUUUGGAUUUACGUAUGAAUCCAUACGGUUGUAUAUCUACAGAAAAUAGAGUUGGAAUGAUUGAAGUAGUUUUAAAUGCUGAGACCAUUGCAAAUAUACAAAAAGAGAAAGGCACGUUUUCUGCAACCGCUGCUUUUAGGAGAGGUUCAUUAUUAGCUUGGCUGAAAGAUCAUAAUCAUACAGAAGUAGCUUUAAAUAAAGCCAUUGAAGAAUUUACGUUAAGCUGUGCUGGGUAUUGUGUCGCAACAUAUGUUCUUGGAAUUGCUGAUAGACAUUCUGAUAACAUUAUGGUUAAAAAAACUGGCCAACUAUUUCAUGUUGAUUUUGGUCAUAUCCUCGGACAUUUUAAAGAGAAAUUUGGGUUUAGACGUGAACGCGUGCCGUUUGUAUUAACUAAUGAUUUUGUUCAUGUAAUUAAUAAAGGACAGACAAAGAAAGGGCAAGCUGUGGAAUUUCAGCGAUUUCAAAGUCAUUGUGAACAAGCUUUUUUAAUUUUAAGACAGCAUGGUGGUUUAAUUCUAUCCUUAUUUGCAAUGAUGAUAUCUACUGGACUUCCUGAACUUUCAUCAGAAAAAGAUCUCAACUAUUUAAGAGAUACAUUGGUGUUAGAAAUGUCUGAAAGUGAAGCUCAAAAACACUUUAGAAGUAAAUUCGAUGAGGCACUUUGCAACUCAUGGAAAACUUCACUUAAUUGGGCUUCACAUAACAUGGCUAAAAAUAAUAAAACAAUAUGAAAAGUUAUACUAGAAAAGGAACGAUAUUAUUUCAAUGUGUUUGACGAUAGUUAGAAUGCAGUUAUGUUCUAUAGGCAGUGUAAAGUUAAUGUCUGAGAAACUUUUGAAGGUGGUAAGAGUCAGUGAAGUAUGCUGAUUAACAAUUUCUAAAAAGUCAAUGUACUAAGAAGUUGUGAAUAAGACAGUAUUUACUAUAUGCAAUGAAUACAUAUAAUGCACAUAUAAUGUUUUAAAUCGAACAGUUAAUGUGAAUUGCUGUCUAUGGAUGACAAAACAAUGAAAAUCAGGCGGACGCGUUUUAUUAAGCUCUCAGUCGUUGAACACGAUAUCCAUAAAAAUACUUAAUAGUAAGAAAUAUACUGUGGCAUAUAUUUUCAGAGGCUGAUGUAUGAUACAUAUCAUUUCUUAACAUAGACAGCCUAUUCAUAAAUUUAACAAUAAAAUUAUGUUUAAUUUGAAAAAGUAUAUUGCUUUGAAUUUUGUAAAAAAGUUUCAUUUAAAAAUUGCUGAUAACUGGCUUGUACAAAACUACCUUAUAUGUAAAUUGUCUUCUUUAAAUAUCACACUACACUAGAGCGCCUUAAAAUGGUAUGCAUAGAAAUUCUACUAGAGGACUACUGUUUAAGAAAUCCAUUUAAAUCCAAUUCUAUUAUAUACGGCAAUAAGAAGUACAUUCAAGUAUACCAAAACGUGAGGUUCUUACAUGUAAAGGAUGAUAAAAUAGAAAAAAGCUAUUGUAUUUUUAUUACUUAGUCUUCGACAGUAGUGCAGAAACUAAGAAUAAUAAAUUUUAUCUUAUAAUUUAUUAAUAAAACUUAAGCAUUAUUUCUUAUCGCCCUUAAUAUAAAUCGUGCUAUGCAAUAGUCAGUGAUAGUGUGAUAAUUCAAAGCAAUAUUUAUUCGUAAAAUUAUGUUUAAAUAACUUAAAUUUGUAAGCGGAGCAUUACCAGGUUUCUGCCGUUGGGUCGACGUGGCGACCGUCUCAGGUGCCAAAAAUAAUAAGUGUCGAGAGGACCAUUUUUCGUUUUAUUAGCACAUUUUUAUACGUUUUUGUUUUUAUGUAUCCAUACAUAGGAAACUCAUCUUUGCGUUGCAUAAAUGUUAUUCUUUUUUUUUUUAACAAGUUUAGUAAAUAAUUGUUGAGCAUACACUGACUUUUUGAAGAGUAUUGCAAAUGUCAGCAAUUCCUUUCUUUGAAUUGGAUAGUCUAAUAAAAUGUAUUUUUUUUUUAUACAGGAAACAUAUUAAGCUUAAGCAAAACAUAUUCUUUAAGAAACAUUAAACAAUGUAUAAUAAUAAGAGACGAUUACCAAUGUUUUCCUACCAUAAAAUGUUGGAAUAAUGAUGGCCCUUUUGAGAAAAAAAAAGAAAAUGUCUGACUGAAAAAAUAUUGUUUUUGUAUUAAUGAUACGGAAUCUCCAAUCGAAUGUUUAUUUACGAUUGCUGUCAUCUCAUAAUUAUGGAAUAUCUAUAACCAAGAUAUUCAUGACAAUCAUAAUUAACACAUUUUUUGCUAAUACAAACAAUGUGAUAAAACUUCAACCAAAAGAAAGAAAAAAAGAGAAUAAGAGUGAGGGUGGGGGGAAGUGGGAGUAUCCAAAUCAAGAAUUAUGUUAUUGAUCGAUAAAUAAAAAGUUUUGUUUAUAUUCAAAAGCCGUUAAUGUUAUCGGUUGUUUGAAAAUUGUGUAAAUGAUAAAUAAACAUUGAUCGAACGUCGAAAACGUGAUGACCAUUGAAAUUGCAAA
Molecule: messenger RNA, 5511 nt
Organism: Vespa crabro (European hornet)
Lineage: Eukaryota; Metazoa; Arthropoda; Insecta; Hymenoptera; Vespidae
Gene: Pi3K92E
Product: phosphatidylinositol 4,5-bisphosphate 3-kinase catalytic subunit delta isoform
Exons: 10
Coding region: 546-3767 (1073 amino acids)
Biological process (GO): phosphatidylinositol-3-phosphate biosynthetic process; phosphatidylinositol 3-kinase/protein kinase B signal transduction; phosphatidylinositol-mediated signaling
Cellular component (GO): plasma membrane; cytoplasm; phosphatidylinositol 3-kinase complex
Molecular function (GO): 1-phosphatidylinositol-4-phosphate 3-kinase activity; 1-phosphatidylinositol-3-kinase activity
Source: RefSeq, a predicted model, not a curated record